Molecule: messenger RNA, 369 nt
Organism: Priapulus caudatus
Lineage: Eukaryota; Metazoa; Priapulida; Priapulimorpha; Priapulimorphida; Priapulidae
Product: multiple epidermal growth factor-like domains protein 9
Exons: 3
Coding region: 64-369 (101 amino acids)
Source: RefSeq, a predicted model, not a curated record
GCAGUGCAACUGCAGCGAGUGACGGGCCUGUCGAACUCUGCGUCCUUCUCCGGCCUGCAGCCGAUGACGUCGUAUUCGAUCGGCGUUUCCGCGCAGUACGACGACACGGAGUUUCGCAAGGCGGGAGUCAUGACGGCGUCCACGAGGUUGAACGUCAGCGACGACGUCGAUUGCAAGUGCAACGUUGAGGGCACUGUAAACCAAACGUUCUGCUACGAUGUGACGAAGCAGUGCUGGUGCUGGGAGGGCUUCACGGGCCAGCACUGCAACAAGUGCGCCGCCUAUCACUAUUCGCCGUAUGCCACGAAGGAGUGCAAGCCGUGCCCGUGUCUGCUCGAUCACUCCUCAGGAAGGUGUUACAUGGAUUAA